Euleptes europaea (tarantolino) is the source of this 1761-nucleotide messenger RNA. It is a transcript of the gene SLC30A1, whose product is annotated as solute carrier family 30 member 1. The transcript is spliced from 2 exons. Bases 1 to 1545 code for a protein of 514 amino acids. Gene Ontology annotation, cellular component: Golgi apparatus; membrane; endoplasmic reticulum. Gene Ontology annotation, molecular function: zinc ion transmembrane transporter activity; calcium channel inhibitor activity. The record is from RefSeq and is a predicted model, not a curated record. Lineage: Eukaryota; Metazoa; Chordata; Lepidosauria; Squamata; Sphaerodactylidae. Gene Ontology annotation, biological process: zinc ion transmembrane transport; intracellular zinc ion homeostasis; detoxification of zinc ion.
AUGGGCGUGGAGGCGGCGGGGGAGCCGCCGGCCCCGGGCCGCCAGCGCCACCACGACCGCGACCGCGACCACCUCCCCCGGCGGCGGCGCGAGUGCCGGCGCGUGCGGCUGCUGUGCAUGCUGGCGCUGACCUUCUUCUUCUUCGUGGUGGAGGUGGUGGUGAGCCGCGUGACGGCCUCGCUGGCCAUGCUCUCCGACUCCUUCCACAUGCUGUCGGACGUGAUGGCGCUGGUGGUGGCGCUGGUGGCCGUGCGCUUCGCCCAGCGCACCCGCGCCACCAAGAAGAACACCUUCGGCUGGGUGCGCGCCGAGGUGAUGGGCGCCCUGGUCAACGCCGUCUUCCUCACCGCCCUCUGCUUCACCAUCCUGCUGGAGGCCAUCGAGCGCUUCACGGAGCCCCACGAGAUCCAGCAGCCCCUGGUGGUCAUCGGCGUCGGCGCCGCCGGGCUGCUGGUCAACCUCCUGGGGCUCUGCCUCUUCCACCAGCACGGCGGCUCCGGCCACGGCCACUCGCACGGGGGGAGCAGCCGGCGGGGCAAGGCGUCGGCGGGGGACCUGCUCAAGGAGGAGACCAACACGCUGGUGGAGAACUGCAGCAGCUCCAAUGGGCUCAGCCUGGAGAAGCUAGGUGACAUGGCGAAAGACAGUCAAGUGGACCUUCACCCAAACGGGCAUAUUAGUAAUCGCUCUUUAGAUAUGGACGUUGACAUAGACCACAGUGCCCAGCUCAACAUGCGAGGAGUAUUUCUGCAUGUUCUUGGAGAUGCCUUGGGAUCUGUUAUUGUUGUGGUAAACGCCUUAAUAUUUUACGCUUACUGGAGUCCCUGCCCCAAGGAUGAGCUUUGUGUUAACCCAUGUAUUCAUGACCAUUGCUCAGAAAACAUUACUCGGAUUUCUAGCAGAAUGAAUAUGAAUGCAACUGAUAUAGAGACAGUUUAUGAAGCCGGGCCCUGCUGGGUUCUAUAUUUGGAUCCCUCACUGUGUUUGAUAAUGGUUUGCAUUCUGCUUUAUACAACAUACCCACUGCUUAAAGAAUCAGCUCUUAUCCUUUUGCAAACUGUUCCCAAGCAAAUUGAUAUUCGCUCUUUAAAUGAGAAGCUUCGUAAACUUGAUGGAGUUGAAGCUGUUCAUGAAUUGCACGUUUGGCAACUGGCUGGAAGCAGGAUCAUCGGCACUGCUCAUAUCAAAUGUCAGGAUCCAGAAUCGUACAUGAAAGUAGCGAAGCAAAUUAAGGAGAUCUUUCACGAUGAAGGGAUACAUGCAACAACUGUUCAGCCUGAAUUUACCAUUGUUGGCUCUGAAGAGGGUGUAGGCAAAUGUGAAUUUCCCUGCAGAACCCAGUGUGCUCUGAAGCAGUGUUGUGGGGCUGUAGAAAAACCUGCUCAGAAGAAGACAGAAAAAUCUCCUGCUAUUAGUAUUUCUUGCUCUGGUAUAGUAAUUGACUCUCCACACCACGAAACCCGGAGGACUAAAUCUGAGUGUAUACCUUCUGUAAAGUUAGAGGCGGAGCCUGAUCCUAACAAACAAUUUGAAUCCUCUUUGUAACUUACAAAAUAGCAUGGAGUGAAAUCUGGAUUCAACCACAGGUUGAUUGUGAGAAGAGGGAGACUGUCGUUGAAAAGACAAGUUGCAAAGUAAUGUAAUUGCUGAAGUCCCUGUUCUUGUCACAUUGCUUAAGUCUAGGCUGCCUAUUUGGAAGAACAUCAUGGUGCCGUCCUAACAUAGUGUGUUCAUGUUCAUUUUUAGACGACUAGCACAAAA